CGACAAUGAAAAAUGUAUAAUGAGAUUGGAAAAGGGAGAGAGAGUGAGUGAUCGUAAUCGCCUGUUCUUCAUUUUGAUUCAAACACGAUACGAUCUUCAUCGAUUAUCAGAAAAAAUGACAGGUGAACCAGUGAAUGUGAAUGAGUUUCAAGAACUAGCAAAACAAUCCCUUCCAAAGAUGUAUUAUGAUUUCUAUACCGGAGGUUCUGAGGAUCAAUACACACUGAAACAGAAUGUUCAAGCCUUUAGCAGAAUCAUUAUUCGCCCGAGAAUUCUCGUAGAUGUUAGCAGAAUAGAUAUGUCAACUACGAUAUUAGGUUAUAAUACUUCAUCUCCGAUUAUGAUUGCUCCAACUGGUUUACAUAAAUUGGCUCAUCCUGAAGGAGAGGUUGCAACUGCAAGAGCUGCAGCAGCUUGUAACACAAUAAUGGCUUUAUCGUUCACGUCAACCUGCACAGUGGAAGAAGUAGCUUUGAGCUGCAAUGCUGUUCGGUUUUUCCAGUUAUAUAUUUACAAGAGACAUGACAUAUCAGCUCUGAUGGUGCAAAGGGCCGAAAGAAAUGGGUUCAAGGCUAUCAUCCUUACUGUUGACACUCCUAGACUCGGCCGGAGGGAAGCAGACAUAAAGAACAAAAUGAUCGCGCCUCAGCUGAAGAACUUGGAAGGCCUCUUAUCGACUGAAUCAGAUUCUGAUGAUGGUUCAAAACUUGAAGCGUAUGCGUCUAAAACUCUAGAUCCCUCUCUGUGUUGGAAGGACAUAGAAUGGUUACGAUCCAUUACAAGCUUACCAAUUCUGAUAAAGGGUGUGUUGACAGCUCAAGAUGCAAUUAAAGCGGUUGAAGUUGGAGUUGAUGGACUUAUUGUCUCUAAUCAUGGAGGACGACAAUUAGAUUUUGUUCCAGCAAGUAUUGAUGUUCUUGAAGAGGUGGUUAAUGCUGUUGGAGGGAAAGUCCCGGUUCUCUUUGAUGGAGGAGUAAGGCGAGGAACUGAUGUUUUCAAGGCAUUGGCUCUUGGUGCAAAAGCUGUAUUGGUUGGAAGGCCAAUUUUGUAUGGAUUGGCAGCAAAGGGUGAAAAUGGUGUUAAAAGAGUAGUUGAAAUGCUAAAGAAUGAACUUGAGCUAACCAUGGCCUUGUCUGGUUGUCCUACUCUAAAAGACAUUACUAGGAAUCAUGUGAAGACAUACCUUGACAGACUCAAUUGCAGGUUAUGAAAAAUCCAACCUAAAAACCCAAAAAUGUCAGCUUAUUAACUUGGCCAAUUGUAAAAACAAUAUGUUUAAAUAAAGUAAU
Messenger RNA from Impatiens glandulifera, 1289 nucleotides. RefSeq names its product peroxisomal (S)-2-hydroxyacid oxidase GLO4. The coding region runs from base 20 to 1210 and encodes 396 amino acids. The transcript is spliced from 13 exons. Gene Ontology annotation, molecular function: oxidoreductase activity; FMN binding. The record is from RefSeq and is a predicted model, not a curated record. NCBI's taxonomy places the organism in Eukaryota, Viridiplantae, Streptophyta, Magnoliopsida, Ericales, Balsaminaceae.